Messenger RNA from Selaginella moellendorffii, 2947 nucleotides. Its product is annotated as AT-rich interactive domain-containing protein 1B. The coding region runs from base 657 to 2618 and encodes 653 amino acids. NCBI's taxonomy places the organism in Eukaryota, Viridiplantae, Streptophyta, Lycopodiopsida, Selaginellales, Selaginellaceae. Gene Ontology annotation, cellular component: nucleus. The transcript is spliced from 5 exons. Gene Ontology annotation, molecular function: DNA-binding transcription factor activity, RNA polymerase II-specific; RNA polymerase II cis-regulatory region sequence-specific DNA binding; protein dimerization activity. The record is from RefSeq and is a predicted model, not a curated record. Gene Ontology annotation, biological process: regulation of transcription by RNA polymerase II.
UAGAGAUUGUGUAGGCCAUUUGAUAGAAAUUUAAAUACGAUUGCGUAGAGGAGAGCUUGUAGAAGAAGAAGAAGAAGCAGUUCUUCUCUUUCCCUUUCCCCCUGGGCUUUUAUCCGUGGCGUGUUUUCACAGCUAUUCCGAGGAACAGUCCCACAAGGAUUGGAUAUGGCUACUGACUCGAUGCGUGACCAUAGUGGUCUUUCUCUCUCUCUCCUUUUCUACUGCGAGACUCGAGAAGAACAAAUCUAAGUGUGUCUUCAACUAGGCCUCGCUCAGUUUCUCCUCGACAAGAAGUAGAUUUGAGUCAUGGAAUCACUCGAUCGAUCUCUCUAUUGUUGGAGCAGCAGCAGCAGCAGCAUUUAGAAGCUACAAAAGGAAGGACGAACAACAGAAAAAAGCAAAACGAGGAAUUCUUUGCAGCGGGCAAUUUGGCCGAUUCCACAGGUGCCUAGAGACGCAAUUUCACCGAUCGCUGGACGUCUCAUCCAUGGUUCCUACCUCCAAAGAUCACUUCAAAGUUUGAGCGCGUUUUUCUUUCCUUUCCUUUUCUCUCUCUCCUUUUUUUUACUGCUCUUUCUUCUUUCUUUUCCUUCUGUGUGUGUGUGUGUGUGUGUGUUUUUUUUUUCGGGUAAAGAAAAUAAUAUAAUCUCUACCCAAUGGAGCCUUCUGCCGCUGCUGCUGCUGCUGCUGCUGCGGAUCGUGGUCUCGGUAGCAGCAUUACUACUACUGCGACUACCACUUCUUCUACAGUAGACGCGCGCUCCUCCAAGGCCGCCAAUGAGAGCCGCUUGAUCUUUCACCAUGACCAUCAGCAGCAGCUCCAUCACCACCACCACCACCACCAUCUCCAUCAGCAGCAACAGCAGCAAACACAGCAAUCCCAGCAGCAGCAACAGCAGCAGCAGCAAAGCCUGAUGAGGUACCAUUCUGCUCCUGGAUCUUUGCUUUGCAGCCUCAUGGAUCCUGGUCCCCUCCAGCAGCAGCAGCAGCAGCAGCAGCAGCAACAGCAGAUCACUCACCACCAAGUCAUCCCCCACCAGCAUCUAGACAUGAACAGCAUCAACAUCAAUAUGAGCAUCACCAACGAGAUUUUCAGCCUGGAUGGAGCUGGAGCUGGAGCUGGAGGAGCUGGAGGAACUGGCAAUGGCUCCCGGGAUCAAGGCGGAGCGGGAGGAGGAGCUGGGGUUUCUAGCAGCAAUGGUAGCAUGCAAAGCGUGGCCUUGGCGAGGAUGGGAUCAGGCAUCGACAGCGCCGGGCAGCAGCAGUAUGAUCAUCAGGACUCGUAUGAGGCUCACCACUCCUCCGCGCAGCAGCAGGCCGCGGGAGGGAUGAUCCCACUCGCGUUUCGCGUCCACCACCACCAAGAACAGGCGCACGAAUUGGAGAGGAGCCGCGGAGGCAGCAAUUUGAACCUUCCCUCGUCCUCCUCGGCCGUGAUAGGCAGCGGCGGCGGCGGAGGAGGCGGCGGGGCUAGAGGCGGCGGGUCCUCGGCGUCGCCGGGCGGAUCAUCGCUCCACCACCACCACUUCAUGCCUCUGAUCGAUCACCACGCGUUCGACCCCGCGGCCGCGGCAGCAGCACUGGCGAGUCAUGGAUUCGAUGCGCAGCGAGCGGCAGCGAUGAUUCAUCCGCAGGACCUCGACGACGAUCCCACCGCCGCCAGCACCAAUCCAUUGUUCGCCGCCGCCGCCGCCGAGUGUGGCGGGCUCGCGCUGGUGAAGCAAAAGAGCUCCCCCGCCGAUCUCCUCUCCAAGCUUGUCGAGGGAAUGGCCAGCCGGGGCGGCGGCGGAGAGAGUAGCAACAUUUCCAGUCCCAGCGAUCACCACCACCACCACCAUCACCACCACCACUCCGCCCACCACGCCGCUGCCGCUGCCGCCGCCGCGAGCUUGGUCAUCCCCGCGUUGUUGCAACCGCUGGCGCGAUCCAGCAGCGACAGCCUCUCGGCGUCCAGAAUUCCUGGCGUUAACGUGGAGCUCGGCGGCGGAGGAGGAGGAGAUGGGAGCUGGGAUGGCGGCGGUGGUGGCGGCGGAGGUGGCGGCGGCGGCGGGGCCUUGAUCAUGAGCAUGCACGAUCAGGUGGCCUCGAGCAGGAAGCGGCUUCGAGAAUCGGAUCAGGUGGUGGAGCAGCAGCAGCAGCAAUUCGCCGAGGAGAUUGGCUACUGCGACGAGGAUCAGUGCGGCUUGGAGCACCAGGCGCUGGUGCUCUCGCGGCACCUCAGCCUGCGGAAGGAGCUGCAGGAUUCGGUGCCCUGCAAGCUGCGAGCCCGGCGGGGAUGCGCCACUCAUCCCCGCAGCGUCGCAGAGCGAGUUCGCAGGACCAAGAUCAGCGAGGGAAUCAAGCGGCUGCAUGAUCUCGUCCCAAACAUGGACAAGCAAACCAACACAGCAGACAUGCUCAACCAUGCAAUGGAAUACAUGAAGCAGCUCAAGGAGAAAAUUGAACAGAUGAAAGAGGAGAUGCAAGGAGAAAUGCCAAGGACUGUGCAGCGAAGAGUAGAACAAACACAGCCAAAUUUUAAGACAAACUUUGGUCCUAGCCAUUCUUUUGUUGCAAAUAUUAGAAGAAAAGAUGGCAUACAUAUAAUAUAUAUAUAUACUAUGAGCGGACAUAUAUGAUCCGUCCAGGUAAGUAUAGGCACAUAACACAAAAUAUAUACUAUCAAUCAACUUUUAGAAAAGGAAAAGCUUCCACCUUAGAAUCCCAUCGAUCUCUCAAAUCUCCUCCCAUCCUAGCAUUUUAUUCCGCUUACAGCCGUUGUCCACCUCCUCUCUUCAUCCCCCCAAAAAAAGCACGAUGAUCCAUCCAAUGGAACUUCAGAACUUUAGCUAGCAUAAAUUUGAUCUUCCAAAAAGCCUGCUCUGUCUGGUUCCUCUUUCUUUCCUCUUUUCCCCUCAUCCUCAUUUCUCUCUGUGUGGCAUUAGAAGAAAGAAAGAUGCCAACAGAA